Messenger RNA from Drosophila sechellia, 969 nucleotides. RefSeq lists its product as uncharacterized. Bases 136 to 687 code for a protein of 183 amino acids. Lineage: Eukaryota; Metazoa; Arthropoda; Insecta; Diptera; Drosophilidae. The transcript is spliced from 4 exons. The record is from RefSeq and is a predicted model, not a curated record.
GCUAUUCAGUUGAAUUUUGGACUCGAGAGACUUCGGAUCGAAGCUCAACCUGGGAUUUGGAAGUUUUCACCUUGUUAUAAAACCACACAGUUGGGCACUUUCCCCCUUCUCCAUACAAUUCACAUACAAACGGCAAUGCUGCAACCUCAGAAGAUGCAUAUUCUGCUGCUGCUCUUGGCCAUGAUGCACUGCAUCUGUGCGGUGCCCUUAGCUCCUGCCACGCCCGAUGGCGCCACGCCCAUCGACGCCCGCGUCUCCGCCGCCGACUUCGGCGCCCAGGAUGCCUUCGAUGCCGCCGAUAGCUCCGCGGAAUCCACCCACGCGCAGGCCAGCGAGUCCGGGUUCAAGAUCUCUCUCCUGCCGACUCCGGCUAAAACGGCGGAAUCGGUGAAUCUGGAGCAGGAGGCCAUUCCCUCGAAGGUGCUGAGCGUGUACGACAACAGCCAAAAGAAGCUGGCCGAUUUGGCGCAGCCCGUUCCCAUUUUGGACUCCAUCAGUGAGCACGAGAAGUACGGCAACAACGGCGACAUGUUCGACGGCAUCUCGCGAUCCAUUGUUAACGGCUACGAGGCCUUUUCCAACCUGCUCAACACCUUUAUUCAGAAGCCCAAAGAGUUGGCGCGCAGCGUGACGAAGGGGAUCACGGCUCAAUUGGAUAUCAUAGGAGGCAAAUUGGUGGGCCUUUGAUGGCUUGUAAUUUAAAUAAAUACUUUAAUUUAUUUGUAACUUAACACGAACAUGUUGUGUAGGAAUGCAUUUCGAUAUAAAUAUUUGUAUGUAUGAAUAAAAUAAUCAUACGCAUAUUAGUCAUGUAAUAUUUGCUUUAACUAUUUGCUCCCACCUCCUCCACUUCGUCUUCUCUUCUCGCUUUCCUCACGCUUUUCGGGCAGUUGCGGUUUCUGCUAUUUCGAAUACUACAGAGUUCCAUAAAGUAACAUAAGUAUUGUAUAAUUAUGUAUAAAUAUAUAG